This is a messenger RNA of Clarias gariepinus (North African catfish), 4587 nucleotides long. RefSeq names its product regulatory factor X, 5 (gene rfx5). Gene Ontology annotation, molecular function: DNA-binding transcription factor activity, RNA polymerase II-specific; RNA polymerase II cis-regulatory region sequence-specific DNA binding. Lineage: Eukaryota; Metazoa; Chordata; Actinopteri; Siluriformes; Clariidae. The transcript has 9 exons. Gene Ontology annotation, biological process: regulation of transcription by RNA polymerase II. The record is from RefSeq and is a predicted model, not a curated record. The coding region runs from base 75 to 2426 and encodes 783 amino acids.
CACUCUCCGGUUAAGUUCUCUGUGUUUCCGGUUCUCCUCACUCGGAGCUUCACCAACGCACAAAGCGAACCUAAAUGCACAAGAAACUGGAGCACACCGGAAGAGCACCCGGGCCGACCGAACGCUCUGCGCAGUCUCCGCAAGAUGGCGAGGCCGUGGACAGAAUCAUCCGGAGGAUACGGAGACUUCACGCUCCACUCGCGGAGAUGUCCAGCAGGAUGGACCUGGUGAUCCGUAAAGUCGGCGACGACAAGCAGCGCGCGACGGAGCUCGAGGAGCGCAGCAGAGCCACGGACGCGCGCAUCACCGAGCUCGAGGACGCGCUGGAGAGAGCGCUGGACCGCCUGGAAGACCUGGAGCGCGGCAAGAUGUUUUCCAGGGACAUUCGGAUUUUCGGCUUGAAAGAAGGCACCGAAGGGCACGACCCGGUUCCGUUUUUUGAGACCUGGGUGCCGGGGGUACUCGGCAUGCACAACCGGGUAGAGCUGGAGCGCGCGCGGCGCACGGGAGCGCGAAAGCGCGCAGACGGAAAGCCGAGAGCGGUUCUGGUGCGGUUUCAGAGCUACAGGGACAAGCGCGUGGUUCUGGACGCGGCCCGGGAUAGAGACACGGUCCGAGUGAAGGGAAGGAAAGUCUCCUUCCGGGACUUCUCUCUCUCCGCGCACAGAAAAAGCGCUGAAAGUCUCGGCGCGCGGAGGCAGCUGCACAGGGCCGGGGUUAAACACGCGCUCAUUUACCCCGCACAGGUUAACGUGCUGCCCCCCCCCGGGGCAGGAGACAUGUACUUACACCACGUCAAACUCGAGCCUCCUCUGGGCUCUCACACACACCAGCAGGAACCAGGAACAGAGGAUAAGACAGUGCAGAAUAAAGUGGACACGAUUUUGAGAGAUGUGCAGCAGUUUACAGACAACGACAAACUCUACCUUUAUUUACAGCUUCCCUCAGGUCCCAGUGCAGGAGAGAAGAGCAGCGACUCAAAUUCAGUGAACACGGCUGACCAGCUCCACACCUGUAACUGGAUUCGUAGUCACUUGGAGGAACACGCGGACACCUGUUUGCCUAAACAAGACGUUUACGAGACGUACCGGAAGCACUGUGAAAACCUGCAGCAGAGGCCUCUGAGCGCGGCCAACUUCGGCAAGAUCAUCCGAGACAUCUUCCCCAACAUCAAGGCUCGCAGGCUGGGAGGCAGGGGACAGUCCAAGUACUGCUACAGCGGGAUCCGCAGGAAGACGGUGUUAAACAUGCCAUUAUUACCCAACCUGGACCUCAAGAACGAUCCGUCCGAGCUGACCGAACUGGUGCAGACGUACAAGCAGGAAGUGACGGAAGCAGCGUGUGAGCUGAUCUGCGACUGGGCUCAGAAGAUCCUUAAGCGCUCGUUCGACACGGUAGUGGAGAUCGCACGCUUCUUAGUGCAGGAGCACAUCGUAAACCCUCGCUGCAGCCAGGCCGAGCUCGUCACCUCCGCUUCGCUGGCCGGAGGUCCUGCCAAGCCACACAAAGUGAUUAAGAAGAACCAGACGACGACCAGAGGGAGUACAGCAGAGGAAGAGAUCGCAGGACAAGACGCUAAGAAAGAUGAAAGCGAGCAGGCUGCAUCUGUGAAACAUCUUCCUAACGACAAAUCAGCUAAAGCUCCUGAGGUUCUGCGUUACGGAGGCCGUGAGAUGCAGGUGGAAGCUCUAGUUAAAAAACUUCCUCAGCUCCGCCCUCGUGGCUCGAUUCCAGACAAACCUCUCCUCCCUGUUCCCGCUCCCGCCUUCACGCCGAACGAUUCCAGCAGUGUCCAAGUGACUCUGCCGAUCACCGUGGCGACGCUUUCGCCGCAGCAACGCGGCUCCGCCCUCCCGCUCAUGAUCCUGCCUCCGUCGGUGACGGUUUCCACGGCGUCGGCGGUGACGACAGCGUCUAAACGGGCGUCCGAUUCGUCCGCCGUGGCCGUGGGACCGCCCCUGAAACGCAAACGCGGUCGACCCAGGAAGCAGAGACCGGAGGAAACGGCGGCGGCGGUUCAGAACCCCGGCCCGAAUCAGAACCUAAACCUGAAUCAAAAUCUUGGUCUGAAUCCAGUGGUGCUGAACAGAGGAGUGAUCCAGAAAGCGCUGUCGUCCUCGUCCUCGCAGAUGACGGAGACCGUGCUACAGUGUAAAGCUGAUGAACCGGAGCAGCGGCCCGUCAUGCUCCUGCAGGAAACGGGCCGCGCCAUGGUGAUCCAGCGUGCCCCGCUGUCCCGAGAGAACCGUCCUGUAAACCAGGUGCAGGUGACUCAGAGCGCCAACAUGGUGCAGCUCCCUCCUGCCACUGUGCACGAGGACAGGGACAUAGUGCUCACGCUCACUCCCAUCGAUUCCAUGAUCGCUGCAGGCGACGCCGUUUGCAGCAUGCCUGAGACCAACCCGGGGCAGGGCGGGGUCCCUUAGCUGUCUCUCCCCUGUGUGCGUGUGUGUGUGUGCAUGUUGUCAGUGACUUUGGUGACUAACAUGUCGGAUUGCAGUCGUGUCUCCGUGUCUUUGGCUGUGUUUUUACUUUCUCUGUUUCAGAAUAAUUGAACGUGCAGGUGAUUAACGAGAACGCACAGAAGUACAAGGAGCAAAAAAAUUUUAUGCACACACACACACACACACGCACAGUCAGUGUUUCGUCCUGUUUCAGAGGUGCCAAAAUGUACAAUUAAGCCGUUUACAUUUUUUACCUGUUGCAAAGGUGAUAUAUGAGACUCCUGACAGCUACGCUAAAGCACCAAUCAAACCAUACAAGAACAUAAAGCUGACACACUGAAGGGGAAAGAGCUUCUGCUAGCUGUUACCUUCUCUAGAGUAGCGUUGUUAUGGCUUCGCGAUUAGUCAUGGUGUGUUACAUCACCUGUCACUUUGUUUUUGGUUUGUUUUUUUUUUGUUUGUUUUUUACAGUCUUUUUGCAGCUUUUUUUGAUGCUUGAGUGAGAAGUAUUCAGAUGGGAUUAGUUUUCCAGUUGAGGUUCACAAUGUGGAUAUUACUAAAGGAGCUCUGGGGGUGUUGUACAGAUAACUUCAGGUUAUACAGGUAAAUCCCAUCUGAAUGAACUUGUGGGUAGAUGUAGAGAGACUGCGCUAUUUCCAAAGGGUUUUGUGUUUUGUGUCAGGAAGGGCGAAGGCUAUCACAUCACACCAACUAGCUGAACCUUUUCAAACCGCUUGCUCACAUCUAGAGGCAGCACUAUCCACCCUAUUUUAAGGGUGAGCUUGUUACUACUAGGGGGCGCUCUUUUCUCUUCUCGUACUAAAACAAAAUAUUUAAAAUGCAAAACAAUAAAUUAUAGACGAGCGGUAAAAGGGCGUCAGACACACGAGACUGUGACUCCUCAGACAGGAACCCAAAGUGAUCAGUUUGUUACUAGACGAGGUUGUGUUCCGAGAUUCAUCAUUCCUGUCAGUUUCACAUCAGCAUGUGUCCAUCAAGACCACCUUGAUAUCAUCAUCAGCCCAGAACAAUCCUCCUCUAGUAGAACCGGUCCGGGGCUGUGUGAGGUUUGUUCAGUACGGGGCAGGAAGUGCUCUUUAUCGCUUUCUUUUCCGCUGCUAGGACAGAGCUGCCUCGUUAUGUUUAUGAAAGCCGCUGAGAUUUUCACGUAAGUUAUAGUGUUGUUGGCACCUCAGAUGUCCAAAGCUGUGUCUGGUAUUACAACACCAUCAGUGUAAGAUGCUGAACAUUUCCAUGAAGUCGUCUGACCACAGCAUGCUACAGCCCUGACAUCCAUCACCUCUUAGCUACAUUAGCUACAGACACCAAACUUUACUUAGCCGUGGAGGGAAGGAGGGAGGGAGGGAGGGGUUUUUACCGGCCCAACUGUAGCUUUACCGCACUUUCAUUACAGAGUAAGCCAGCCUGGUGUGUGUGUGUGUGGUUAAGUCGAGUAGGUGUCCAGUGUGAUUACGGGUUUGUAACUUGAGGGCUUUUACAAUGUCUCUCACUCUCUCUGUCUCUCUUUCUCUCCCCUCCUCUACAUCUAUCUUUAAACUGCAGUGAGAAAAGUUUUAUAGAGAAAGAAACACACACACACACACACAGCUGAGUUACCGAGACCCAUGUUAUUUGAUUAGAAGUGAGAUGUGUGUAAUGGACUUUUAACACUCUGUGUGUAAAUAGUUUUCCUGAGAACAUCAGCGUCUGGUUCGUCUGCUGUCUCGUCUGCUUCUGUUUCUCUCCAAAAUCCACUGCAGGUUAGGGGAAAUCCAGAAGCGCAGACCUGCCUGCUGUUACACAACUCUGCCACUGGAGAACGCUGCUACGGACCCUCACUCAGAAACACGCCAAGAAUCUACAUUUCCACCCCGAACCCCCUGACGAGUCGACCUGCAGGUCCAUCUGAAACAACUGACACUUGCGAGAACUCUGAUGUUAAGCCCCGCCCCAUUCCUCCCACCCGUUGGAGGCGGGGUCAUUUCCCCCCACCAGUUGGAGUCGGGGUCAUGCUGCCCCCCUCCCAUUCAGGAAAUGUUUGUGCCAAAAGCAGAUUGCAGUGAUGUAGUGAAAGGCAGCUAUGCUAACUGUCUAACUGUUAAACAAUCUGGUGUAAGAUUCUUAUUAAAUUAUUCUAAUUGGG